AUGGUCGUCGACGGUGGUGGUUUUGGUGCAGGGCUUAGCGGAGCUGGUGUUGUCGAGGGAGUUGAUGGAGGGGGAAGUGAAAGGUACACCAAAAUCCCUGUCGCACGUGUCAAGGGUCACCUGCUUGCUAUCCCUCCCGAAUGUGGUGCUGCCACUCACGCUCUGAUCCCUCCCACUCAUCUCCUGCCCCUUCGCGCCCUGCGGUUGCCGCAGCACGACCCCACACGUGUGGAGCACCCCACCAUGCACGUGCUGGGAACCGACUCCAUGCCCUGCUUUCUCUGCUCCUGCUUCGUGCACGGCACCAAUGCGUCCAUCGUCACCGUGUUCGCCGUCGUGGCACUCCCGUUAGGGUCGAACCACGGCACCACGAAGUUCCCAUACACGUCGCCGUCUCCGUUCAGCGUUGGCUUUCCGCGGUGCGGCAAGCUCGUGGCUUGGUUCACUAUGGAUUCCAAGGUGCCACUGGCGCGAGGUUUCUCACUUGCUCCCGGCGCUUGUGGGGGGCUUCACCGGCACACGCGGUAG
Molecule: messenger RNA, 528 nt
Organism: Sphenostylis stenocarpa
Lineage: Eukaryota; Viridiplantae; Streptophyta; Magnoliopsida; Fabales; Fabaceae
Source: the annotation of a GenBank genome assembly